Molecule: messenger RNA, 5409 nt
Organism: Sporothrix schenckii 1099-18
Lineage: Eukaryota; Fungi; Ascomycota; Sordariomycetes; Ophiostomatales; Ophiostomataceae
Exons: 1
Coding region: 1-5409 (1802 amino acids)
Molecular function (GO): metal ion binding
Source: RefSeq, a predicted model, not a curated record
AUGGCCCAGCAGGGCAAUGGCCACACCGGUUGGCCAAUGGACUAUGAAGAUGGCACCGGCUAUGGCCUGCCGCCCGCCGGGGACGACCUCAACGACUUCUUAGAUAUGAACGCCCUGCAGCACCACCCUAUGGAGACGUGGUCUUCGGUGCCGGACCCGUCUGGCGCCGUGGUCGACGGCGGUGUGCCUCAGACCUUUGGCCGCGAUUCGCAUCAUGCUUUCCAACAGCUACCGAACGGCUAUGCCAAUCUCGUCGGAGCCCAGCCGCACUCGCAGGAGCAUCAACAGCCGACACAGCAGCAAUGGUCCACACCAGGCUUUGCCAUCCAACAUCAACAACAGCCGCAGCAGCAGCAGCAACAGCAACAACAACAGCAUGCAUUCGACCCUUCAUCCCAAAAUCAUGGCUUUGUUGGUCACACACCCGUGUCGUAUGAUGCUGUCCAGGGCUUUGCUGUCCCUGCGGAGGCCAUGGGCAACAUGCCUACCUACCUAUCUGGCCAGAUCAGCAACGAGCAGUGGCAGCAACGGCAACAACAAGAGCUACUCCGCCAGCAGCAGGCGGCGCUCCAAAAACAACGCCAACAGCAACAACAGCAACAACAGCAACAGCUCCCGGUUGACGUGAACAGAUACCCCUACGCCACAUCUCCACCCGGAGCGACUGGACCGAACGCCGCACCUCGACCGAGCUUGUCACCUGCGCCGCCCCGACAAUCCACCCUCACCCCCGAUACGAUUGGCCACCCGCAUGGCACCAACUCUCCCGCGCCCGGCAGCGGUUACCAGAACCCGGCUCAGAACUGGCCAAUUCAGGCCCAGCUGCAGCAACAGCAGCCACAACAACACCACCUUCAAUUCGCCCAGAACAUGACACCCGUUCCGCAACCGAUCCACCAGCAGCAGCAGCUACAUUCGCCAGCACAACAACAAGCCACCCCAUUGCCGGCCCCACCUACCGCGACAACGAAUGCCACAAAAGCGGCGGCAACCACCACGCCAAAAGCUACAAAAGUCACAAAACCCAAGGCCACCAAAGCCACCAAAGCGAAGGCAGCAGCGCAGCAGGCGCAGCCGGAACAUUUGUAUCAGCAACAAAUGUACCUUGACCCGCAACAGCAGCAGCAACCAUCGCACCUACCGCAGCAGAUGCCACAACAGACACCUCUGGAGGCAGGAGCGAACGGUUGGGCGCAACACCAACAACAGCAACAGCAACAGCAACAGCAACAGCAACAGCAACAGCAACAGCAACAGCAACAGCAACAGCAACAGCAACAGCAACAGCAACAGCAACAGCAACCGGGACCGGGUCAGGUACCGUACCAGCAUCUGGCAGACGAGCAGGCGUGGCAGGAUCAACAGCCACAGCAGCAGCAAUUCGUGCAGCAACAGCAGGCACAGCAGACCCGACAAUCACCUCCGCAACAAGGUCAGCAGCUUCGUGUCCAGCAAUAUCAACCGGCACAACAAACGCACAACUCCCAGCAGAAGAAGCAGCUCGAGCAACAGCGGCUAUUCCAGCAGAUGCAGAUGCAGCACCAGCAAUUUCGCAUCCAACAGCAACAGCAAAUGCAACAAGCACAGACCAGAAUCCCGCCUCCGAUCGUCUCGCCUAUUCAGCCUCCGACCUAUCCUCAGUCUGCCAAACCCGUGGCGGCCGCCAAAACCGUCGGCAAGGCUCAGUCGUCCACCCCCGUACAAAGCACGUCCGCCAUCCCGGUGCCCACCAUUCCAACUGCCACGCCGGUACCCGUGCCGACAAUACCAGGUGCCGCUCCCGCUGCAUCACGUGUUAAACCUGCAAAGGCCGUGUAUAAAAAGCCACAGCUGUCCGAUGUCCUUCCCAAAGAGAUUAAGCACAUUGCCAGUACUGCAGAGACUCAGGAGCGUAAGCAGCUCUUCCCGGGCGUGCCAUUCUUGGUGCUGGGAAACGUGGUGCAUAUUGAGCCUCCACUGAGCACGACCGAACCGGCUGUGCUGCCUGAUCCGUCCAAAGACCUGGGCACGAAGCACUUCCCCGGUCGCAAAGGCCCGCUGCCCUGCGAGACCAUUGCCGAAUAUGAUCGCCUUGUCAGCUCCCAGCCGUCCGAGAAGAAGGAGGCGCUGGUGUUCGAGCUGCGCAGUCGGCUCAAGAGCCAAGGCAAAGUCUUGCCGCCCAAGGUGUACAAGUUUGCCUCGCUCGGCGACACGCCUAAGAAGCCUACCAAAUCGAUUGCUCAAGGCCGCCCGGCAGCUAUGGAAUCGCCCGGCAGUAACGAGGAGUCCGAAUCCGAUGAGGAAGAGGAAGUUCGCAGCGCGACCCGGCCCACAGACCCGGCCGAUGCGGCUGCUUGGGACGCCAUUGGCUUCGUCCAUGUCGCCGACAACGCGCCCACUACUAUCAAGCGUGCCGUCAAGAAUUUUGGCGACUUUAUCAAGGGUAUCUACGACGGCAUCAAGGAGACCAAGGAGCGCCUCAAGAAGGCCGAAGAAGGUGGCAGCAAAAACGAGACGGUCGAACAAAUCAAGAAAACCCUUGCUUCAAAACAGGAGAUUUUGUAUCGUGCCGUCGACGCUGCGGAUGAAAAGGGCCACGACCAGGUGCUAGAGAACCUGGGCGGCAACGGCCCGCUCGUCGCCAACCUUGUGUCGGCCCUGCGCGACUGUGUCAAUGCCUCUGACUUUAACGGCAAGCUGACCAAGACGUUGCUGCGCUUCAUGUCACAAUUCACGACGAUUACCGACGAGAUGCUGAACCAGCGCCUCAAGUUCGACAAGAUCCAAAAGCGCUUCAUGACCAAGGGUGACGCCGAGGUGAAGGACUUGGUCGGUGAAAUUGUCUCCAAAACCAUUCACGCCAAGCCAGCCUCGGCCACGGCUGCUGCGAAUACGGCAACAUCGGCGAACGACACUAUCGUUGUUGCAGACGAUGUUCCGUCCAAGACAACCGCUAAACCGGCGUCGUCCGCGUCCAAGACUGGACCUACAAGAGUCGUAUCUGAUUCGUUGUCUUCAAAACGCCCCCGCGAGGAUGAGUCGGCCGAUUCACGCCCUGCAAAAAAGUCAGCCACCAAUUCUGCCUCAGGCGCACCGCAAGCAGUUGCCAAGGUCACCCCGUCCUCCGGCGCAGCAUCGUCCACGCCUGCGGCUGCCAAGCCAUGGGCCGGCACAUCACUGUUACCCGGCAAGAUACGUCCCGCUACUACGAAGCCGGCCGCUCCAAAGGCAGAUGCAUCAUCAACUGCAGCGGACAGCAAGGCCGACGUGUCCAGCAAGGAUACAGCAAAGACGUCGUCAAGUGGCUCUCCGUCUAAGCGCGAUACAGAUGUGCCCACAACGACCGGUCCUGCAAGCAAGGCGGCGCCGUCUUCCACUGCCGCCAACAAUUCUGCCAGUACAAUAGCGGCAGCAGCCGCCGCAUCCCGCGCUAAGAAAGCCGCCGCCGCCGCAGCCAAGGCCGAGCAGGCGUCGUCUGGAUCUUCGAAGCUGGGCCUGCUUCUCGACGAGAUCUCCAAGCCCAAAAUUAAAAACGCCUCGCCCGCCGCUCCCACGCCGGACUCCUCGUCGAGCGAAAGCGCGUCGGCCAGCGAGACGCCCGAGCAAAAGGCCAAGCGCCUGCGCAAGGAGAGCCGUCGCAAGCUGCGCGUGACGUGGCGGACAGGCACCGACCUGACGCAGGUCCGCAUCUUCACCAAAGACGAGGGCGAAGACGAGGGCAGAGCUAAGUACCUGCUCCGUGACGCCGGCGACGACCGGUCCGAAGGUCUGGCCCUGAAGCGCCGCCUAAUGAAGGGAGGUGCUGAGGACGACGACGAUGGCAACGGCGGCGGCGACGGCAUGAACCUCGACGACGAUGAAGAUGACGAGCUGCCGUACCGUCCGUGGUUUGAGGCGUCGCCCCUCAACUUUUCGUCUCUGCCGGCCGAUAAGGUCGCCGAGACAUAUGUCACGCGUGGUGGACAGUUACCUGUCGAUUCGUCCGAGCGCAAGGCCAUGGCCGACCGCGAAAACACGGUCCUCAUGGCCAUCUACACCGACCACUCUGACAUCCCGCCUACGCCCAAGUCACCGUCGGCCGCUCACCCUGAGCUGGCUAGCAAGCCCGUCAACGGGAUUGCGUUCCCGGCCUCCGAGUCCAAGGCGCUGCAAGAGGUGCAGGUCCGCUGGAACGAGGAGCGCCAGUAUGGCGCCAAUUGGGCUGCAUGGAACGCAAUCCAGCGGCUGCAGAGCGCCAAGAACCCGCAGCAGCAGCGGCAACAGCCGCAGCAGCCUCAGUCUGUCGGCGGUGCCAAGGCAGGUGGCACAAUUACUUCAUUCACGGGUGCUCGGGGCGGUGACGUCGUCCGCCUCCUUACGUCCGGUGCUGUCAAGAACUGGCGGCCGACGCUUGACCUGUCGUCUACCACCAAGGUGCACCGCUGGCAAGAUUACUCAGAUCCGACCGUCCAAAAAGCUGUGCUGGCGCUGGAGAGUAUCUUUCUGCAGCUCCAGGGCAAGGCCUUUCCGGCCACCGAGCCGCCCGCUUACAUUGUUGACCCGGAGCGCAUCAAGGAGUGGUGGACGGGCUAUAACCGCGAAAAGCAGCGAGAACGGACGCAGGCUGAAGCAGCCGAAGCACAGAGCCGCAAUGCCGUCCAGCCGCAACCGAAAGAGGAACAGACACAACAACCGCAGGCGGCUGCCACAGCCGCUGGCCAACAACAGGAUACCGCCGCUGCAUGGGCCGCCUACUACGCGCAACAGCAGCAGCCGGCGGCUGUCCAGUCGACGGAUGCCAACGCCUAUGCGCAGUACAUGAACGCAUACUACCAGCAGCAGGCGCAACAGCAACAGCCGCAACAGCAACAAGCAGCCCCAGGCGGCGCAGGCGACCCGAAUGCUCAAUUACAAACACUGUUGACAACGCUGGGCGGUGGAUCUGCCGCUCCACCCACAGGCGCCGACCCGCAGAACGAUGCACAGCUGCAAGCACUGCUGGCGUCGAUGAUGGGCGGUGCCGGUGCCGGUGCCGGUGCCGGAAGCGCACAGCCGGCUGCUGGAUCGGCCGACGCGAACCAGGCGUACCUGCUGUCUCUUGCACAGUGGGCCUCCGGUGGCCAACAGCAGGACCAGGGCCACCACAAUGAAUCCCAAGCUGACCAGGACGGUGGUGACAGCUAUAAGCGUUCGCGUGGUAUCCGCAGUACCACUGGCCGCAGACGGAAUUAUCAUUACAAAGACAGUGACGGCGGCAACGACAGCGGCAGCGGCAACACAGACUCCAACGCUAGUAGCGGCCCGUAUAACAAGCGGGACCGCGACAGCGACUCCAACGUGCCCAGCCACCUGCGCGGCAUCAACCGUGCGCUCAUUGGCACCAAGGCCUGCGUCUUCUGGGCCAGCGGCAAGUGUGCCAAGGGAGACAAAUGCACAUUCCGCCACGAUUAG